AGAGGAGUUCAUCAUUUUUUACAGACACCAUAUGAGCAUUAAGUGUUUGGUGCAAAAACUGAUGUCCAAAAAAGUAUCACCGAAGAGGCUCAGAAUCAUUGCAUGUCCCUCUGACAGUAUCAUCCUCCUAAUGACAAAUGUGACCCCAGGAACCUAAAAAUAAUUGUAGGAUUCACGGUUAUUUCCCAUUCCGCUGCCUAGCACUUUAAGAAGAGGCGGAACUGCGGUUCACCGAGGAGUAAAGAAAAAAAAAACACAAAACAUUUUUCAAACAAACGCCCUCGUGUUUUAGUCAUUUGACAGGACCUGAACACAGAGGAAAACCAUGCUGGGGUAGCUGACAGCCCCGCAGGUACUUUUCAUGGGGCUGUAAUGCGCGCAAAAGACGGUGUUCCACAACCUGAGAGCGCAUUGCAUGGCUUUACCGGCAGACACCGACCACACAGACAAGCGGAAAGACUCCGUCGUCUUGUCGGCACGACAUCCCAGCGUUCAAUUAUGAGGACAUUUUGCCAUCUUCAGUGUGCUUUAGAUGUUUAAAAUGCGUUUUGGCACCGCGCUGGCGCUUCUCGUCGCCCUGGUGUCUCCACUGGGGCUGGAAUGUACAUCAACGUGUCGGAUUGGAAAUCAAACUGGUUAUGUUGAGGGACAGUGUCCUAUGAGUCUAUCCUCAUACUCUUCCCUGGACAAAUGGGGGUAUUACUAUGAGUGUGUCACUGUUCAUGCUUGGAUAAAGGCUGAAGACCUUUUAAGCAAAACUGCGACGGUCGAGAUUCUCAAACCACGGAAAGUGACACUGAGGCCUGUUCUGAGAAAAAGGAACAGAAAGCGUAACAAUAGAACGUAUCAUGAUGGGAGCAGUGUCCUGUGUAAGAGUGGUGCCACGAAUCAGCUCCCACACAGCACCCUGUUCGAGCUGGUUCAUGAAUGUGUCAAGGCUGAAGUUGGAAGUGUAGUUAAUGUGUCUUACAACACAAAAUCAACUCACUGUAGUGACACCUACACAGUUCAAGGUCCCAUGCCAGACUUUGAUCUCUCUGUGGAUCAGUCCUCAAAAUCCAUAAAUGUGAGUGUGAAGCCUCAAGAGGAUGGCAAGCCAGUUUAUGCCAAAUGGUGCUACCAAAAGAAUCCAUCUGACUGCAUGGGGGAGCCAGAUUCCAAACCAGUACCUAUCAAUUCAUCUGAGCCUCAAUCAGCGCUGCUUAACUUCCCUUACCUGCUGCCCUGUGUCUGCGUAGAGGUAUAUUACAUCAACAUACAAGAUGCUUCGCGGCGUAAAAAGUGCCCAUUUCAGAUCAACAGCCUCAUAGAUCUUAGAGAUGUGUGGCGCUCAUCUGAAGUCACGCUGUACGAGUCAAAGGUAACAUGGGGCUCAGAGUGUCCUGCCAACAGCCUGAACAUCUCUGCCUCCCUCUGCUGGAUGCAAGGCGAACACGUCUGCAUACCUGUACUCAACUCCACACUGGACAAGAACGACGCACCAACCCUGGUGUUUAAUACAACUGCUGUGGACAAACACCCCCAGAUGUGUAUGCGGUUUUCUCUACAAGACAGCCAUAAUAUCACCUGCCUCUUCAAAAGCGAUAUGUCAACUUGGGAGGUAAAUAUUGGACCAGGCAGGCAGAGCAUAUUAGUGUAUCUUACCUCUUCAUCCCCGGCAAAGUUCUCAGCUCAACUGUGUGUCCUCACUAAGACGGGAUGUACACCAGUGGGACUGACCCAUUCAGUAACAAUGGAUGGAAAUACCAAGAAAGAGAAAACGAUGAAUUUGCCCCUUCACUCUCCUGCAGAGAAACCGUGUGUGCAGGUGUGGCAGUCAGAUCCUGCUCUUCAUGGAAAGAGAAUUCUGUGCCCAGACUACACGCACAACAGAAGUGGCCUAUAUGCAGUGGCAGCUUUGAUAUUUGUAGCUGUUGUUGCAUUAAUGGGAAUUUUCAUCCACCGUGUUACUAAGAGUGGGACUGCAGGCUGGCUGUACAUCCAGAAGCCAUUGUUGUUGGUGUGCUCAUCAGAUCAACCAGCCCACGUCUCUGCCGUGUGUGCGUUUGCUUCAUUCCUUCAAGGGGAACUAGGUGCCACCGUGCACACAGCUCUGUGGGCCCAGAACUCCCAAAGGCAGGUCGGGGCUGAGGCUGGUGUGGCGGAUCUGGGUCCACUUCCCUGGCUGUAUGGGCAGUGGGAAGCUGUCGGUAAGGCACAAGGAAAAGUGCUGAUCGUUUGGAGCCCUGAAGCCAAGAAGACGUACGAGAAGUGGAGGGAGGAGAGGGUGAACGUGGAUGUGAAUGGGAGGAAAGAAGAAGAUUACAGGAAAGCAAAUGAGAAAAUCUGUGUAGAAGCAGAGGAGGAUUUAAAACCAAACGGGAGAAAAUGCAAAAAAGUUGCAGGAAACAAAGAAAGUGUUAAAGUAUGUGAUGAUAAAGAAUGGUGCCCACAGAAAGAGCCCUCCAUGGUGAUAGGACCAGUGUUUACAGCUGCCCUGGCCUGCCUAGAGGGGACACUGCAGCGGGGCAAAGGCCGAGAAGUUGCCAUAGUCUAUUUUCAGGGCCUUUGUCACAGCAGGGAUAUCCCAAAGGCCUUCAGAGGUGUCCCUCGGCUCUGCUUACCGCAGGAUUUCUGGGGUUUAAUACAGGAGCUGGGAGAGACAAGAAGACAGACAGAAACUGGUAAAUACAGGUGGCACUGCUGGCCCAGGCUCCUUUCUAAAGGGCUGUCAGCGUGGCUGGCACGGCGGCUGGCUCAGAGGCUGCAAACAGUGAUACCUAAGACGCAAGGAAAUAAAAUGCAAGGCCUGAAGACCUCAUUAUCAAGUAAAAUGACGUCGGACAAGACGGGCAGGCUCAAGUUGCCGCUGGCAUCUAGACCUGGAACUGUACAAGAGCAAGAGCUCCUCUGCGGGUCGCCAUGGACGGCAGAGAAGCCUAAAUCUCAAGUUUCACAUGGCAGACCUGUUCUGCUGGAAACAUGAUCUGCCGGUGUCGCAUUCUGAUCACCUAUGCUCACUUUGUAAGAACUAUUCAUUGCUGGGCAGCAUCAGAUCAAGAAUGCCACCACUUGUUUUGCAUAUGAAGGAGCGGUAAACACUCCGUCCUGCCUCCUGCAUCCAGCCUCUAACAGAAGGUUCUUUAUGUUGUUUUCGUGACUGAAGCCACAGCGAACACCUGCCUUAUCUCUGUAAAUAUGCUAACUACUAUGAAAAUCUUGUUGCAAAUGUUACCCCAGUUGCUUCGUGAAUGUUUGAAAGUGUUGUGAAAGCGCAGGUGACCAGCUGCACUGUUUAGGGAAACUCACAAGUUUCUAUGGGAUUGUCUAGAACAUGCACAUUAAGCCAAAGCAGUUCCAGGAUAUUCAGUAUUAGAGUGCAGAAGGUGGGAAAAAUGAAGUGUGCUUGACUGAGGUUAAUUGUAGCCAUAUGUUCGAAGUUUUUUUGUCAUCUCAGGUCAACUUGCUCAAUAAUAAAGACACAACAUUAAAACCAACUGCCCAGUAUUGUGUAAGUCACACAAACAGCCCUGAUGUGUUGGAGCAUGGACACAAUGGUGACAGCAGAUCUUUUGGGUCCAUGAGUGGUUUGUUCUGUCACAUCCUGCAGAUGUUCAGAGCAGUGCGCUGGUCUCUUUGUGGUGUUCCUCGAGCUGUUUGAGCAAGUUUUGUGAUGUGGUGAGUUGACCGCUGCCAUUUGUUAGUGCCAUUCAUCUGAGGGGUGUGUUUGAAGUAAUGUUUAGGUGGGUGAUGUGUGUCCAAGUAAGAACUACAUGAAUGCCAGGACCCAAGGUUUCAACACUUCACCUGUCAGUGUUUUAAUGUUGUGGCUGAUCUUCGUAUAAUACCCCUUCAUAUUUAAUGUUUCUGCACACACCCUACCUCUUGUAUGUAAGUUUAAAUCAAUCUCGGUUUUGCUGAUCUUGAGGUAUCCUGCCCUUCUUCAUUCUGCAGACUUCACUGUCGGUAAAUGAUCGCAGGAUAAUAAUGAAAAGUAGCUUUAAGGCUUCGCUGCGCGCCCCAACGAGAGAGAAAGAAACAGAAAGCCAGUAUUAUUCAAAUACUUCAACAGCAAAUCUACAAUGCAGUGGUUACUCCAAAAUCUCUUGGUGUUAAAAUAAAAGGACCCUGACUGCGGUACUUUCCCGUGUCUCAUUUUUUAUUUUAACUGCAGGUUCAACGGUAGGCUUUAUGCAAAGCAGCUUGUCAUGAUAGGCAUAGAAUAUAAACACAAAUGAAGAAGAAGAAACAUUUGUUUAGCGUUACUACAAAGGUCAAUUGCGUAAACAAGACAUUUGCUGUUGUUCCAGUAACUUUGACUGAACAACUCUGACAAGACAGUCACUGAUAGACCUGCUUUACAGGAACACAUUUCACUCAUGUAUGAGGAUGUAGCUGUCAGAACGUAAAUUGAAGUUGUAAAUCAAACAAAGAACUCUAUUGUAAAGUCAUAAAAUGAAAAAAAUAAAAAAGAUAAAGCACUCAUGAUAUGCUGUCUGUUAAAUUGUAACUAUAUGUGAAGAUUAAAUAUCCUCGUAAAGCAGGUCAGUUUAGCCACAAUGCUACACUGUACAAAUGAAAGGUUUUUUAAAACGUUUUUUACCUGGAAUCUUUUAAACAAUUUGUUGUUGGUUUUUUUUUCUAUUUUGUUAAAUUGCAAAUGGUGACUAGUUAAAAACUUCCAAAGAGAUUAAAAUACAUGUUAACCAUGAACAUCUGCACCACAAAUCUGAGUUUUUGUGAAUAAUCAUUUGUUCUUUUACAACUUCUGUGAAAUGAAAGUUUUGCUGUAUUUAAAUGAGCAAAUAAUAUUUUGAUUUAUAUUUGGUGUUAUUUGAAAGACAGACUGAAAGAUGUUUUUUAAAAUUUACCAAUUUUGGUAAAAUUACAGGUACUACCUCGUAAAUUCACAAAAAAGUCGUAAUUUCUUCUUUUGCCGUAUGACUGUAACAUUACACUGUUUAACCGAACAAAAAAUCAAAUAAAAAUAUCAUUAUUUUACAGACA
Molecule: messenger RNA, 4986 nt
Organism: Acanthochromis polyacanthus (spiny chromis)
Lineage: Eukaryota; Metazoa; Chordata; Actinopteri; Pomacentridae
Gene: il17re
Exons: 17
Coding region: 533-2965 (810 amino acids)
Molecular function (GO): interleukin-17 receptor activity
Source: RefSeq, a predicted model, not a curated record